Messenger RNA from Xenopus laevis (African clawed frog), 3759 nucleotides. It is a transcript of the gene slc4a1ap.L, whose product is annotated as solute carrier family 4 member 1 adaptor protein L homeolog. Bases 1 to 2883 code for a protein of 960 amino acids. Lineage: Eukaryota; Metazoa; Chordata; Amphibia; Anura; Pipidae. The record is from RefSeq and is a predicted model, not a curated record. The transcript is spliced from 14 exons.
AUGGAGGCCUAUCCCCUGGACCCCGAUGCCGGGGAACCGUCCUGUCACUCGAGGACCGCUGCCUUGGAGGCCGGGAAUACGAGGGCCCCUGGGUCCCGGAUUAAUAAACAAUGGGGGAGUACUGAGAGCCCCGAUAAUGCCGGGAAUCCCCCCAGCACGGGCGCCCGUGAGGAACCUCUCACUACAGGGGGCGCGACCGAUACUGGGUCCGCCACCGCCGAUGAGGCCCGGAGUCCAGGGGCCAGGGUUAUUGAGAGGAGUGGGGGUCCCUAUGUCAAUGAGGGGGGCAGGUCCCCAGAGGCAGGGGCCAAUGAACAGUCCGAGCCUGUUGGGACCGGGGACUGUGAGGGGACCAGGGAUGUUUGUACCGGAAGCUAUGAGGGGACGAGGGAUACCGAUGAGGGGCUUGGGGGUCCCCAGUGUAACAGGCAUGAGAGUUCCCCUCGUACAGGGGCCCAUGCAGAAUGCCAACAGGCUUCCAGGCCCUGCCAGGGGUCCCAUGUUACCCAAUCCGAUGGGGAGAAGAGACACAGCUCCUGGACCAAUGAGGAUGAGAGCGCCAUUUCUUCUGGGACCAGUACCCCCAAGGAAUCCAGUUCUCCCAGGAGCAUCAGUGCCACGACCCCCAAUUUUGCCGGGACCACUCCAGAAGAACAACCUAGUCCCCAGGCCAAUUAUGGGGAGAUUGCCUCAAGGAGCCCCAGUAAGGAUGGAGACUCUGGGUGCAGUCCGCCCAGGCACAGUCCCGUGGAGAGGCCCAAUGAUACCAAGGUCACCGAAUCCUUUAAGAAACCAGUCACUGCUGCCCGUCCCAGUGACACUAAAAAGGCAACUGAGCCAAGAGACAAACCAGCAGCCCUUUCACAGGCUUCUCCCCCCAGCCGCAACAGAACCCCCAAUGUUGAAACGCCCUCGGAUGUCAGUGCCAGGCUUCCCUCUGAUGCCUACCAAACCUGCCCUGCCAUUCCCUAUAGGGAACCUCCCUGGUCCGGCGUGCCCAAGGCCCUUUACAGCUUGGAGAUCCUGAAAGGGGGAAGCAUCGUGUCUACCAAGAACAUCAGCAAUGUGAGUUGGACUAUUUUCGGCAGACUCCCUUCCUGCCACGUCUCCCUGGAGCACCCUUCUGUUUCCCGUUACCAUGCUGUUCUGCAGUACCGUCAUGUUCAAGGUUCUGGCCCAGAUGAGGAGCUUGGAUUUUAUGUGUAUGACUUGGGCAGCACCCAUGGGACCUUCCUAAACAAACAGAGGGUUCAACCAAAAACCUACUGUCGUGUUAGAGUGGGCUACGUGCUGAAAUUUGGGGGAAGCACGCGCCUAUUUUUACUGCAGGGCCCUGAGGACGACCAGGAGGAAGAAUCUGAGCUCACAGUAACUCAGAUAAAAGAAGCACGGAGGCAGAAGGAGAGCCUGCAGAAGAGGAUGCUGGGAGAUGAUUCUGAUGAUGAAGAAAGUUCAGAAGACAGCAAGAAUGUGAAGGAAUCGGGGAGUUUGGGGGAUGAUGCAGGAUGCAUGUGGGGAAUGGGAGAGGAUGCGCUCCAAGAAGAUAACGAGGAAAACCCAAUUGCAGCUGAAUUUCAGGAAGAAAAGGAGGCUCUGUACUUGAAGAAUCCCAAAAAAGCUCUCCAGGGCUUCUUCGACAGGGAAGGGGAAGAGCUGGAAUAUGAGUAUGAAGAACAGGGCCCUGGCAUGUGGCUGUGCAGAGUCAAGUUGCCUGUAGAUGAUGCUUCAGGGAAGCAGCUGGUGGCAGAAGCUGUGCAUUCUGGGAAGAAGAAAGAAGCAUCAGUGGUGUGUUCAUUGGAAGCUUGUCGUAUGCUGGAGAUGAGAGGCCUGCUGCGCCAAGAGGCAGUGGCUCGCAAGAGAAAAGCUAAAAAUUGGGAGGAUGAGGAUUUCUACGACAGCGAUGACGACACCUUCCUCGACCGCACGGGACUGGUAGAAAAGAAGAGGAUGAACCGCAUGAAAAAGGCUGGGAAGAUUGAAGAAAAACCAGAAACAUAUGACUCCCUGGUGACUAAGUUAAAUGCUGUUGAAAAGGAGCUUUCUGAGGUUGCCACCAAGCUGCAAACAUCUCAUGCAGCUGAUUCUCAGAGCUCAGCUCAGGACUCACUGGAUGCCUUCAUGACAGAAAUAAAAUCUGCAACCACACUCGAUAGCAUUGCCCGCAAGAAGCUCCACUUGCGUUCUUUUGAGCUAAAGAAGGAACAGCAGAGACUGAAAGGGCUGAUAAAGAUUGUGCAGCCAACAAAACUUCCGGAACUCAGUCCAGUGGCACCAGAUUCCAAAUCGAAAAAGCCUAACUUGCCAAUGUUCGGAGCUAUGAAAGGAGGAAGUAAAUUUAAACUGAAAACUGGAACAGUUGGGAAACUGCCUCCAAAGCGAACAGACAUUCCAGAAAACUUUUUUAAUAUGAAAGGCAACGAGAAUGAGGUGGAAGAAGACGAAGAGGAAGAAAUGCAGAUGGAAAGUAAACAGGAGGCUGCUGAAAAGGAUUCUGGGGAGAAACCAGCACAGAGCAAUGAAGCUGAUCCAGGAUCCCCUCAAACAACUGGCUGCUCACCCCCAUCUUCUGCUGAUGGCAAGUCAGUUCCAGAAAUGGAAGAAAAACUUUCUCACUCGGGACCAAAGAUGACCAAGGAUUCAGAGCCAGAUGACGAUACUCCAGUCCCUGGCAAAAGAAGUCCCCAAGUAUCCCAGAAGGAAGAAGACAAACAAAAAGAGGGAGCAGUUAAGACAAGGAAGAUACAUGGCCCAAGCAGGCCCCCAACAGGUGUCCUGUCCACCACCCACUACCCAGAGGACGACCCAGAUUACUGCGUGUGGAUGCCUCCUACAGGUCAAACAGGUGAUGGGAAAACACAUCUGAAUGAGAAAUAUGGCUACUGAUUCACUCUCAAUAAUUUACCCCAUAUGGGAGGGACUUGCCCAUUUGUUGGUGGCAGAACAAAGACCGGGAAACAACUGGGGGGGGACACUGGCUUCCUACAUCCUAUACUUAGUCCAAUAAUGUAUGGACCCUGUGAGAGCUGUACCCACGUCUCUCUGUCUGUAGCCUGCACAGUCGCCCACAUCUACAACUGCCCAUUGGCCGUGUGCAGCUGAAGUGCAAGCUCUUCGUCCUGCAUAUUCUGGUCUAUUCAAUGUAGUGUCUCCAGCCUCGGCCUCGUAGGUGCACAGAAUAUUUAUGCAAUGUGGAUAAUGAUGUUCCCACAAGCAUGCAAGCUUGCUGGCUCUCUUACCUGCAUAGAAACGCUUACUAGAUUCAAGAGAAUCCUUAUGUUGGGGGGAUAUUUGUUGGUCUCUCACUUUCACGUCUUUCCUAAAUUCCCCUUUUUGUUUACCCAGCAUCAAGCCUGAAACACAAUGGGCUGUUGGAGUUAUACCAAAUAAAAAUUGCCCUGGCCACUUACAGCAGCCAAUCAAACGGUUGCAUACACUAUCCUGGUAACAGCUGACCAGUAAAAGUUAAGCUUUAUGAUUGGUUGCUGUGGGUUCCAAAAAACAGAGCAGAUUGUAAUCCCUGUUAUGAAGAAUUUAGGGAAUGUAACCAAUUGCUUUUAUAAUAGGCGUGUCGUUUAUAUUCCUCAUACUGUAGAUCCUCGUUAUUUAAUAUUGUUACUAUGUUGCUGUGAAUAUUAACUUCUGUGAUGUUUGGGGAUUUUUUUUUUAUUAAUUAGUAUUUUCACCCCCCUUGUACAAUUGAGAAGCUGUAAAUACAAUUUAGUUUGUAGUCUGGUUUCUAAUUAAAAAAAACCUUGUGGA